Messenger RNA from Episyrphus balteatus (marmalade hoverfly), 1773 nucleotides. RefSeq names its product RING-type E3 ubiquitin-protein ligase PPIL2. NCBI's taxonomy places the organism in Eukaryota, Metazoa, Arthropoda, Insecta, Diptera, Syrphidae. The transcript is spliced from 4 exons. The coding region runs from base 155 to 1732 and encodes 525 amino acids. Gene Ontology annotation, molecular function: ubiquitin-ubiquitin ligase activity; peptidyl-prolyl cis-trans isomerase activity. Gene Ontology annotation, cellular component: catalytic step 2 spliceosome. The record is from RefSeq and is a predicted model, not a curated record. Gene Ontology annotation, biological process: protein peptidyl-prolyl isomerization; protein polyubiquitination.
AAUAAAUUAUCAAAAAUUAAAAAAUAAAAGUUUCUCAAAUCAUAUCUUUAAAUAAAAACUAAAUAAAAAACCAUUAUUACUAAAGCUAUCUUAUUUGUGGUACAAAUCCGUAAAUUCUAAUUUUCUCCAAAAAAAAGUCCCCAAAAAAGUAAAGAUGGGUAAACGACAGCAUCAAAAGGACAAAAUGUAUCUGACCUACACUGAAUGGUCAGAAUUGUAUGGCGGAAAGAAAACCGAAUCCGCCGAAAAUGAACACAUCAAAUUCAAGCGUCUUCCCUUCGACCACUGCUGCAUAACAAUGAUACCCUUUGAAAUUCCUUAUAGCGACAAAGAUGGCAAUGUCUUUGAACUCCAAGCAAUCAUUGAUUUCCUUAAGAUGUUUAAGAUUAAUCCAAUCACUGGCAAACCCCAAGAUGCCAAAGCCUUGGUUCCAUUGAAAUUUCACAAGAAUUCCGAUGGCGACUAUCAUUGUCCGGCUUUGUUCAAACCAUUUACAAAGAAUUCCCAUAUUGUAGCCGUCGCUGUCACAGGCAAUGUCUUCUCCUGGGAAGCAAUUGAACAAUUAAAUAUCAAAACAAAGAACUGGAAGGAUCUAGUCGAUGAUACUCCCUUUUUGCGAAAAGACUUAAUAACCAUUCAAGAUCCGCAGCACUUGGAAAAGUUUGAUAUUUCGAAAUUUCAUCAUAUAAAGAAGAAUCUACGGGUUUUAACUGAAGAUGAAAUUUCAGACAAACUCAUGGGUUCCAAAGGUCGUAUCAAGUCGAUGAAUUUGGAAACUAAAGAAACAUUGGCUCAGUUGGAAAAAGACUAUCAGCCAGCUGCUGAGACUGCAGUUGCAGAAAAGAAACUUGUUGAUAAAUUCAAUGCAGCUCAUUUUUCUACGGGAGCUGUGGCUGCUAGUUUUACAUCGACAGCCAUGGUUCCAGUGUCUAAUCAUGAAGCAGCACGAAUUGAUGAUGAUACUGUCAAGUAUGAACGAGUUAAGAAGAAGGGUUAUGUUAGGAUAACUACGAAUUUUGGACCUCUGAAUUUUGAGAUUCAUUGUGAUACGGUUCCGAAGGCGAGCGAAAAUUUUAUUAAACAUUGUUCGAAUGGAUAUUAUGAUGACACUAUUUUACAUCGAUCUAUAAGGAAUUUUAUGAUCCAAGGUGGAGACCCAACUGGAACUGGAACAGGUGGAACUUCCAUAUGGAACAAAAAAUUUGAAGACGAAUUCCGCCCAAAUCUAUCCCAUACAGGACGUGGCAUUCUCUCAAUGGCGAAUUCAGGACCCAAUACUAACUCUUCUCAAUUUUUCAUAACGUACCGAUCCUGCCGUCAUUUAGAUGGAAAACAUACAAUUUUUGGCAAACUUGUCGGUGGCAUGGAGACACUAAAUGAAAUGGAAAAAAUCGAAGUCGACAACAAAGAUCGUCCAAUAACGGAUAUUGUAGUUCAAAAAGUUCAAGUAUUUGUUGAUCCAUUUCAAGAAGCUGAAGAGGAAUUAGCUCGUGAACGAGCCGAAGAAGCAGCGAAAGAAGUGAAAAUAGUAACUGAAGUUGCAAAACAAAAACGAAUGAAUGAGAAGCUCAAAGUGUACAGAGAAGGUGUGGGAAAAUAUUUGGAUUUAAAUAGCCUUAAAGAGAAAAUGAAAGCUUCAACUAGUUCAACAUCGACUUUAGUCACUCUAGGUGCUCCACCGAAGAAACGAAAAGAAAGCAACUCUCAGUUUGGAGAUUUCAAAUCCUGGUAGUUAAUUUUUUGUUUCAAAUAAAAUAAAUGUUAAAUCAAGAA